Mauremys reevesii (Reeves's turtle) is the source of this 1820-nucleotide messenger RNA. It is a transcript of the gene PPCDC, whose product is annotated as phosphopantothenoylcysteine decarboxylase. Gene Ontology annotation, biological process: coenzyme A biosynthetic process. Lineage: Eukaryota; Metazoa; Chordata; Testudines; Geoemydidae. The transcript is spliced from 10 exons. The coding region runs from base 622 to 1254 and encodes 210 amino acids. The record is from RefSeq and is a predicted model, not a curated record. Gene Ontology annotation, cellular component: phosphopantothenoylcysteine decarboxylase complex. Gene Ontology annotation, molecular function: phosphopantothenoylcysteine decarboxylase activity; FMN binding.
CCCCAGUAACUCGGGGGCGGGCUGGUGUCGCGCUGCCGCGGUUACAGGAGGGUGUGGGGGAGGGGCAUUCGGCGCGUCUGCCGUGUCAAAGCGGGAGCAGCGACGGGUCCGCUUCCACGCGCGCGCAGCGCCCUGCGGGGUGACAGCCCCUCCCCCCGACUUCUGCCGUGAUCUAGGUGAUAUCAAAGCAACCGUCCUUAGCGCGGGGCCACGUGCGCACCCAACACACUCCCUGGAGAGGUGCUAGGUGCAGGGCUAAAAGCGGAGCCCUCUGCUUUACUGCUGUUGCCCACUGGUGUUCUACCAGCUUGGGGGUUUCUUCACUGUAUACAGGAACCAAGUCUUCAGAACCUAACCCCCACGUAAGAUGACUUCAGAACCUAACCCCCACAAAUCAUCCUGAGGCAAAGACCAAGCAUUCCAGUCCAAAUGAUUGAAGUCUGGCAAGGUUAUAAAGACUUGAAAACAGUGGACUAAAGUGGAAGGGAUAUGAUCAGAAGUACAGGGAGUCUAAUUGUCUUGCCCAACAUCACACAAGUUGUCUGUUGCAGAACUGGGCGUUGACUCAGACCUGAAUCCCAGUCUUGUGCCUUAAACAUUUGAUUGUCGCCAAGGUGCAUAAUGGAGCCCUUAACCCUUUCAGAGCCACAGCCUUCCCCACAAAACAGCUUGCUCACACCACAAAAGAGGUACCAUGUGCUGGUGGGUGUUACUGGAAGUGUGGCUGCCCUGAAGUUGCCUAUUCUUGUCUCAGAAUUGCUGGAGAUUCCUGGGCUGAAAGUGCGUGUGGUAACAACCGAGAGGGCAAAACAUUUCUACAACCCCCAGGAGAUUCCUGUAACCCUCUACAGUGACACUGAGGAAUGGCAGCUGUGGAAAGGGCGUACGGACCCAGUCCUCCACAUCGACCUGAGGCGCUGGGCCGACCUGAUGCUAGUGGCUCCUCUUGAUGCAAAUACACUGGCAAAAAUAGCAAAUGGCAUCUGUGACAACUUACUGACCUGUGUUAUCCGUGCGUGGGAUAUGACUAAACCCCUGCUGUUCUGCCCUGCUAUGAACACAGCCAUGUGGGAGCAUCCUAUUACAGCUCAGCAGGUGGAGCAACUAAAGGACUUUGGCUACACAGAGAUCCCUUGUGUGGUGAAGAGGCUGGUGUGUGGGGAUGAAGGUCGAGGUGCCAUGGCAGAAGUAUGGACCAUUGUGGAGAAGGUGAAGGCGAUCCUUUCAGAGCGGGACUUGCUGACACAGAGCUGAUUCCUUGAUGAGAAGAGAAUACAUUGAAAGAGAGCACACAAGGCCUUGUAUUGACCUUUGCCCUUUUGUAUCCAUUGAUGUGUGGAGAUGCAGACGUCAAACAUAAACCAAAAUGAACUUUUGGCUCUGCCCGGCAGUAUGCUGCAGGUCUUAGAAUCAACACGUUUGGCCACUCUGGAAAGCCUGGGGCAGCUGUUCCCAAGAGACUUUAAUGCUCCUUUUGAAAUUGAAAAUUAACUGUGUGAUGUGAGAAAGUUGGGAAAUCCUGACCAUGGACACCAGCCGUUAGACCUGCGAGGGCCCCACAGUUCAUCCUCCUCCUUUGAAAUGCGAUCCUUCCACUGAAGGGGAUGGGAGUGGACUGGGGAGGGUGCAGCAGUCAGCAGACCACGAGGUUUGUUUACAGAUACUAGAGUUUUAUUUUUAACUAGUCACAAUCAAAUAUAAGGCCUUCUGUACAGAACCUACAUAUUAGGCAACCUUUGAGCUCCUUAGCAUGAAAGGUUAUCAUGGAGUGUUUAGUUUCCUUAUCGAUGCUACACAAAUAAAAAGGCUUCUGAACUUUC